Molecule: messenger RNA, 1837 nt
Organism: Eupeodes corollae
Lineage: Eukaryota; Metazoa; Arthropoda; Insecta; Diptera; Syrphidae
Gene: d4
Product: zinc finger protein ubi-d4 B
Exons: 3
Coding region: 176-1471 (431 amino acids)
Biological process (GO): nervous system development
Cellular component (GO): nBAF complex
Source: RefSeq, a predicted model, not a curated record
AAAAUUUUCUGUAAUUUCAGUCGUCAAAUUCGCCGUCGCCGUCCGCCGUCGCCGAGUUCGUGCACCGUGUGUGUUUUCAAUCGUGUUUGCAUCGUUUAUCCGCAAUAAAAGAAAAGAAAAAAAAGUUUUAAUUAAUAAUAAAACACUAGCAAAAAGCCAAACUAAAAGAAAAAGCAUGGCAUCCGACAUUGAAAUUGUUAAUAUCUCUAAUUUUGAGAAGAUUCAAAACUUCCUCAACGACUCGGCGUACAAAGAAAUUCUAGAGAACAGCGAAAACUUUAAUACACGCCUCUGCAUUGAGCGGCGCCUCCGGAUGCCAUUUCUCGAUCCCCAAACGGGCGUUGCACAAACCCAUUGUGCUUUGUUUAUGAAACAAAAACAACGAAUGCCCGGAUUCCGUGAUGGCCAAAUUUAUACGUAUCCGUCAGCGCGAUGGCGUAAACCAAAACGUCAAUAUUUGCUCCAUCACCAGAGCUACAAGGCGUACCAGUUUAGGGAGAGCCAAACGCAUAACCAUCAUCAUUAUCAUCCAACAGUGCAGCAAUCGCAGCAGCCCUCGUCUCAGCAGCAACAGCAAUCACAACAGCAACUUCAAGCAUCAUCCGACAGUACAGGGUCUGUAAUACAACCUGAUGGCAACUCACUUGGAGCAACCGCUGACAACGACAGCAAAGAUGGUCACCCAAUGCCGGAAAAAGAAUGGUUCUACGAAGACUUGGAACUCUCCCAUGUCGAUGAAUUCGAAGAAGACUUUGAUUCAGAUGCCGAUUUUGAUGAUUCGUACAGCAAUCGCAAACGAAAGCGUGCCAAGCCAACAAAGAAACCUCCAGCAAAUCCUGAUGCUACCCCUAAACGAGGACGUAAAGGAGGACGACGAAAGGUCAAUACUGACGGAGAGCAGCCAAAAAGACGUUCAAAUGCCAUUGCAAGUGCAUCCUCUUUUAACACAAACUCAUGCGCUUCACCGCUUAGCAAUCUGGACGAUCAACCGUUGUCUAUGCUAACGUCGGCUGAUAAAAUGCCCUCCGAAGAAGCCGAAUCAAGUCCGAAAAAGGGAACUCCAGCAGGUGGUGUUGCAGUUGGUGUUAGUAAAAUGAGGACUGAGCGCGACACGACUGCACAUCCAUCGCCAUAUUGCGACUUUUGCUUAGGCGACGCACGUGAAAACAAAAAGACAAACCUGCCCGAAGAACUUGUCUCGUGCUCUGACUGCGGUCGUUCUGGUCACCCGACCUGCCUUCAGUUUACCCCGAACAUGAUUAUUUCUGUGAAGCGCUACCGAUGGCAGUGCAUAGAAUGUAAAUACUGUUCGAUAUGUGGCACCUCCGACAAUGACGAUCAGCUGCUCUUCUGUGACGACUGCGACAGAGGAUAUCACAUGUAUUGUCUCUCUCCACCGCUGAUAACACCUCCCGAAGGAUCAUGGAGUUGUAAGCUUUGUCUCGAUGAGUUCCACAGUGGUGAGAAGUAAGCUUCCCAGCAUUCAUCGUAUCCAUCGACUUAUUACUUGUUUAUUAUUUUGUUUCUUUUUAAUUUGUUUGUUUCUUUUACAUGUAAGGUACUUGUAGCAUAAAGUAUAAAGUGUAUGUAUAGUGUAUGCACGCAUAUUGCGUGAUUUUAUUUUAUUGUUUUAAGUUUAUUAUUAUUUUUUUUACUAUGUACGUAUUAAUAUUAUCUUUAAACCAUUUUAAAUUUUAAGAUAUAAAUCAUAAGAUUAAGACAAAAGUAACUAGAAAAGAAAACAAAAAAGGCAGCGCGUUAUUCACAAAACGCUUUCAAUAGAACAUAAGAAUUGUAUUCAACUAAAACAAAAUUAAAAUUUAAACAAAAAGAAAAA